This is a messenger RNA of Phyllopteryx taeniolatus (common seadragon), 5452 nucleotides long. Its product is annotated as clusterin-associated protein 1-like. Lineage: Eukaryota; Metazoa; Chordata; Actinopteri; Syngnathiformes; Syngnathidae. The coding region runs from base 26 to 1318 and encodes 430 amino acids. The transcript has 12 exons. Gene Ontology annotation, biological process: cilium assembly. The record is from RefSeq and is a predicted model, not a curated record. Gene Ontology annotation, cellular component: centrosome; intraciliary transport particle B; cilium.
GAUUUAGAAACUGCAAAGAUAAUGGAUGGAUGUGCAUUUACCUAAAACCUAUGUUUGUGAUUGUUUUUAUUUGCGCACCCUGACUAAGCUUUGUCAUUCAGUGCCCCUUCGCAGGAUGUCUUUCAGAGACUUGCAAAAUUUCACAGAAAUGAUGAGAGCUUUGGGCUUUCCUCGCUUGAUAUCUGUGGAAAACUUCAGAACGCCAAACUUUACGCUCGUGGCAGAAAUCCUAAUAUGGCUUGCUAAAUGUUAUGAACCCCAGAUGGAAAUUCCGACUGAGAUGAACACAGAGUCAGACAGAAUAUUCCUCAUCAAGACUGUGGCUCAGUUCAUGGCAACGAAAGCUCACAUCAAGAUGAACACCAAGCGUCUUUACCAGGCUGAUGGUUAUGCAGUGAAAGAGAUGUUAAAGAUCACCACGGUGCUGUACAAUGCAAUGAAGACCAAGCAAAUGACCCUGGGGGACAGAGUGGAGGAGGACACCAAGUUCAAGUUUGAACUGGGCACUCGAAUUUCAGAUCUGAAAGCAGCUCGGCAACUGGCAUCAGAGGCCACUUCAAAAGGAGCAUCUCUGUAUGAUUUGUUAGGAAAGGAGGUGGACCUAAGGAAAUUGAGAACUGCUGCCAUUGCAAGACCUCUGGAGAUCAAUGAGACAGAAAAGGCCUUGAGACAUGCCAUCAAGGAGGUCUUGGAGAGUGUGGAGAAGACUAAAAUCAUGAUGAGGAAUGUUGUUUCUGAUGUUGCCAGUCUGGAUGCCAAGAAAGAAAAGAAACAUUGGCAGCUGGAAAUGAAUCAGAGGAGACUCCAAACUCUGCAAAGUGUCAGGCCAUUGUUCAUGGAUGAAUAUGAGAAGAUCGAGGAGAAGCUGGAGGAGCAGUACAAGUUGCAAGUGGAAAACUUUGCAAACUUUUAUUUCCUUGAGUGGCAGCAGGAAAAACAUAUCAGACAAGAGAAGAUGAUUGAGGAGGAAAACAAUCGAAAGAGGAUGAUGCAGCAAAUGAAGGAGAAUUAUGAGGAUUGUAUGAGUUCAUUUAAUGAAGAGGACACGCUUGAUGACAAAGGCCUAGAUGGAGACAUUGAUGACUGUCAAACUUCUAAUCCACGGGUGACUCUAAAUGACAUUGUGGCAGGAACAGCCAUUGGGAAGAUGCUGGGUGGUGACAGUGAUGAGUCAGAGGAGAGCGAAAGAGAUGAAGAUGAAGAAGAUGAGGGCCUGGGAUUGGAGGGCUUUUUAGGGAGCCCAGAGGCAAGGGUGUCCUGCGCUUCCAGGGGAGCCAUGAAACGCCCUCUGAUGGAUAAGAGUGAUGAUGACUUUUAAAAUUCAGCUCAAACCAUAGAAGUCAGACUAAUUGUUGGUAUACUCUUAAUAGGAGACAGUAUUUGCAUGAAGAAUACCACUUUUAAUUUAGUGGAGUCCCUGUUAUAUCAAUGUUAACAUACCCUGAAAAGAGCAUUGACGGUCCUCCUUUCAAAUUCACUCCGGGUAAACAUUGCCAGAGGUUGGAAGUAACGAAGUACUUCAUUACUUUACUUAAAGGUCCCAUAUUUUGGCUGUUUAGACCUCCAUAGAGUGACUCUCCAACAUUAACUUAGUAUGAAAGUGUCAAUUUCAUUUAAUAAAACACCUUGGUUUUGUCAUACUGGUGUCCAGAAUAGGCCCCUCUGACAGCUACUUCUGUUUGACCCAGUUUUGUAUCCACUUUGUCCAUAUUUGGCUAAACCCACUCCCCCCCUUUCCUCUGAUUGUUUGCCUCCAUGUAGAAGACCCACUGGUGAGAGGCCACGUGUUUAUGUUGACAGCGCUGGCUUGGGGGCGGAGAGGUAGGCGGAGAUCUUUGCUCGUGACAUGGAUUUUCCUUCUUUUCUUUUCGGCUUGUCCCGUUAGAGGUCGCCAUAGCGUGUCAUCCUUUUCCAUGUAAGCCUAUCUCCUGCAUCCUCCUCUCUAACACCAACGGCCCUCCUGUCUUCCCUUACUACACCCAUCAACCUUCUCUUUGGUCUUACUCUAGCUCUCUUGCCUUGCAGCUCCAUCCUCAUCAUCCCUCUAUCAAUAUACUCACUAUCUCUCCUCUGAACGUGUCCAAACCAUCGAAGUCUGCUCUCUCUAACUUUAUCUCCAAACAUCUAACCUUGGCUGUCCCUCUGAGGAGCUCAUUUCUAAUUUCAUCCAACCUGGUCACUCCUAGAGAGAACCUCAACAUCUUAAUUUCUGCCACCAACAGCUGUGCUUCCUGUGGUCUCUUCAGUGCCAUUGUCUCUAAUCCGUACAUCAUGGCUGGCCUCACCACUGUUUUAUAAACUUUGCCCUUCAUCCUAGCAGAGACUCUUCUGUCACAUAACACACCUGACACCUUCCUCCACCUGUUCCAACCAGCUUGGACCCGUUUCUUCACAUCCUGACCACACUCACCAUUGCUCUGGACGGUUGACCCCAAGUAUUUAAAGUCCUCCACCCUUGCUAUCUCUUCUCCCUGUAGCCUCACUCUUCACCCUCCACCUCUCUUAAUCCAUGCACAUAUAUUCUGUUUUACUUUGGCUAAUCUUCAUUCCUCUCCUUUCCAUGCCUCCACCUUUCUAACUGUUCCUCCACCUGCUCCCUGCUUUCACUGCAGAUAACAAUGUCAUCUGUAAACAUGCAUGCAAAUAAUGCAUCUGUAGUACUCUUUCUUGGCAUGAAACCAUACUGUUGCUCGCAGAUACUCACUUCUGUCCUGAGUUUAGCCUCCACUACUCUUUCCCAUAACUUAAUUGUGUGGCUCAUCAACUUUAUUCUUCUAUAGUUCCCACAGCUCUGUACAUCACCCUUGUUCUUAAAAAUGGGCACCACCACACUUUUCCUCCAUUCCUCAGGCAUGUUCUCACCCGCUAGCAUUCUGUUGAACAAGCUGGUCAAAAACUCCACAGCCACCUCUCCUAGAUGCUUCCAUACCUCCACAGGAAUGUCAUCAGGACCAACUGCCUUUCCAUUUUUCAUCCUCUUUAAUGGAUUUCUAACUCCCCCCUUACUAAUCAUUGCCACUUCCUGGUCCACCACACUUGCCUCUUCUACUAUUCCUUCUCUCUCAUUUUCCUCAUUCAUCAACUCCUCAAAAUAUUCUUUGCAUCUGUCCAGCACACUACUGGUACCAGUCAAAAUAUUUCCAUCUCUAUCCUUAAUCACCCUAAACUGCUGCACAUCCUUCCUUUCUUUAUCCCUCUGUCUGGCCUACCUGUAUAGAUCCUUUUCUCCUUCUUUCGUGUUCAACCUGGCAUAGAUGUCAUCAUAUGCCUCUUGUUUGGCCUUUGCCACCUCUACCUUUGCCCUAUGUCGCAUCUCAAUGUAUUCCUUUCGCCUCUACUCGGUCCUCUCAGUGUCUCACUUCUCCUUCGCUAACCUCUUUCUUUGUAUGAUUUCCUGUACUGUGAGGUUCCACCACCAAGUCUCCUUCUCUCCUUUCCUGCCAGAAGAUACACCAAGUUCUCUCCUGCCUGUCUCUCUGAUCACGUUGGCUGUAGUGGUUCAGUCUUCUGGAAGCUCCUCCUGUCCACCGAGAGCCUGUCUUACCUCUUCCCGAAAAGCUGCAAAACACUUUUCCUUUCUCAUCUUCCACCACAUAGUUCUCUGCUCUGCCUUUGUGUUCUUAAUCUUCCUCCCCACCAUCAGAGUCAUCUUACACACCACCAUCCUAUGCUGUCUAGCCACACUCCCCUACCACUACCUUACAUUCGGUAACCUUCAGAUUACAUCGUCUGCACAAGAUGUAAUCCAAGUGCGUGCUUCUACCUUCGCUCUUGUAGGUCACUCUAUGUUCCUGCCUCUUCUGGAAAAAAGUUUCACUCCAGCCAUUUCCAUCCUUUUUGCAAAGUCUACCACCAUCUGUCCCUCCAAGUUCCUUUCCUGGAUGCCGUACCCAUCACUACUUCAUCACCCCUGUUUCCUUCACCAACAUGUCCAUUAUCUGCAACAAUCACGACUCUCUCUCUGUCUGGGAUGCUCAGAACUACUGCGUCCAACUCCUUCCAGAAUUUCUCUUUCACCUCUAGGUCACAUUCUACCUGUGGGGCAUAGCCGCUAAUCACAUUAUACAUAACACCCUCAAUUUCAAGUUUGAGCCUCAUCGCUCCAUCUGAUACUCUUUUCACCUCCAAGACAUUCUUAGCCAACUCUUCUAGCCUUACUUCCUUUCCACCCGGUCUCCUGGACACACACUAUAUCAACCUUUCUCCUAAUUAUCAUGUCUAACAACUCCUGAGAUUUUCCUGUCAUAGUCCCAACAUUCGAAGUCCCCACAUUAAAUUCUAGGCUCUUUGCUUUCCUCUUCUAUUUCUGCCUAAGAACCCGCUUUCCACCUCUCCUUCAUCUUUGCCCGACAGUAGCUGUAUUUCCACCGGUGCCCUGCAGGUUAACGAUGCCGGGGGUGGACGUUGUUAACCCGGGCCAUGACCGAUCCGGUAUGGAAUUCUUCAGAUGAACGCUUAUAUUUGUUUGGCAAAGUUUUAAGAUGGAUGCCCUUCCUGACGCCACCCUCUGCAUUUAUCCGGGCUUGGGACCGGCCUACAGUUUGUACUGGUUUGUGCCCACCAUAGGACUGCAUUGGCUAGUGACGUAGAUAAGCUUGAGAAAUUUUAAUUACCUGAUUUCAGGUUUCUCGGCAGAAAAACGACUAACUCAGGAAUGCGUGGAAGAUUUUAAUUCAUAUUUCACAUGUUUAUUGAGGCACCGUAGAACCAAAAUAACAUCCUAAAUACGUGAAAAAGUUACGUUAAAAUAUGUGACCCUUGGGUAUAUUUUUCAGGUGUCUGUACUAAGUAUUUAUUUUUCUGGAGAAUUAGGACUUUUACUCCUUACAUUUGAAACAAAAAUAGCUGUACUUUCUACUCCUUACAUUUUAAGAGUUUGUUCCUUUUAAAACCUGAAAUUAACGAUGACGCAACGUAAAAAGCAGAAAGCCCGGAAGUAGGCAAGUCAAGCGCGUUGAUCAUAGACAUGGUAAAUAUGACACUCCAAUUUGAGCCACGUGCCUGGCGACGCUAAGCUCGUGGAGGUAAAGUGUCUGCGUAUUCCAUGUUUGUGGAUGACGAAACCAAAAUAACAAGGAUUCCUGCACGUUGGGAUGUUUAUGGUUGCUCAGAUGUCGAACAAUCACAACAAGCAAACUCUGAACUGGGAAUAACCUUUCAUAGGUAAGAAUAUUUUAUUGGCUCUCUUUUUCCCAAAAGUACCUGCAAUGAAUGUACCAUGUUAGUUUUUUAGAAAGCGAGCUUGUUGAAGUCUGGCACACUGGCAAUAAAUUGUCACCUUUGAGCGUGAACAUAUAUUUCCGACAUUUGCCCAGUGCACCCAAAAAAAAAAAAAAAAAAAAAAAUCAAAACAAAUAAAACCCAAAUCAAAAUAAUUUACUCAUUUACAACUAGUUUCAGUUAAUCCCUCACCCCUCCCUUUUGGCAAGUGGGCAAAUGUUUGAAAGUUGAA